Messenger RNA from Halichondria panicea, 758 nucleotides. RefSeq lists its product as uncharacterized. NCBI's taxonomy places the organism in Eukaryota, Metazoa, Porifera, Demospongiae, Suberitida, Halichondriidae. The transcript has a single exon. The record is from RefSeq and is a predicted model, not a curated record. Gene Ontology annotation, biological process: mitotic sister chromatid segregation; mitotic cell cycle; kinetochore assembly. Gene Ontology annotation, cellular component: MIS12/MIND type complex; nucleus; chromosome, centromeric region. Bases 51 to 620 code for a protein of 189 amino acids.
GGUUAAACAACAACCAGCAAAAGUUCAAAGGUCAAACACAAACUUCAAACAUGGCUAGCAAAAUGAAUGAUGAAUUGCUAUCUACAGAGUUCUUUGGGUUCCAUCCUGGAAAGUUGUACAAGGAGAUCUACGCUGUAGGCUACAACGAGUUCAUAGAGGCAGUUAAAGCUCUCAAGAAAGCUCUUCAUGAUGAAUUUCCUGACAAUCAGGACGAGAUUGACAGAAGCUGCGACUCUUUCCUGACUGAGUACUGUGAGACAUUCGAUAAGAAAUGGUUUAAAGUGUUCGCUGAUUUCUGCUCCAAGAAUGUGUUUAAAAUACCUGCCCACGUACCUGUGUAUGACCCUGAGUUGAACGAAAGAGAAGCCAAUCAAGAGGCAGCUGUGAGAGUGCGACAACUCAAGAACAAGGUGCUAGCAAUGGAGUACUUCAAUUGUCGCCUCCUCGAGAAGAUUAAAGAAGUCGAUGGCCAGAUUGCAGAGAGGGAACAACUGAAGGAAAGAAUCGAGCAGAUGAAGGUUAAAGUGGAGGUUAUAAAGAAAGGCAGAGAGUUGGAAGCGGAGCUGACGUCCAUCACUGAUGAACUACCUCACAACGAAACACACCAAACUGAGGCAUAGUAGACUCUAACAUCAUAAAUUAUACUAUCUCUUAAAAAUUAUUAUCUUCAAAAUUUUCAAAUUUCUAUUAUAUAAUUAUUAUAACCAGUUACAAUUCUCAUGUUUCUUAUCCCUCAAUAAUAAUCUUGUUCACAAAAA